AUGGGUCCCUUCCCAUCAUCCAAUGGAAACCAAUAUAUUCUAGUGGCUGUUGAUUAUGUGUCCAAAUGGGUUGAGGCUAUAGCUCUUCCCUCGAAUGAUUCAAGAGUCAUGAUAAAAUUCAUCAAGAAGCAUAUUUUCACUCGUUUUGGCACUCUCAGGGCAAUCAUAAGUGAUGGUGGUAAGUAUUUCAUUAACCAUCUAGAGAAAAAUCUUCUUGCUAAGUAUGGUAUACGUCAUAAGGUUGCUACAACUUACCAUCCUCAAACAAGUGGGCAAGAAGAAGUAUCUAAUAGAGAGGUGAAGCAAAUCUUGCAGAAAACAGUGAAUGCACAAAUAAAGGAUUGGUCUGAGAAGCCGGAUGAUGCACUGUGGGCGUAUAAGAUUGCAUAUAAGAUGCCCAUAUGGACUUCACCCUAUCAUAUAGUGUUUGGUAAAUCAUGUCAUCUUCCGACAGAAUUAGAACCCCGAGCUUAUUGGGUGAUAAAGAAGUUAAAUCUUGACCCCGAGCUGGCCGAUAGAAAGAGACUAGAUCAGUUACAUGAACUUGAGGAGUUUAGACUUCAUGCGUAUGAGAAUGCCAAGCUCUACAAAGAAAGGACGAAAAGGUGGCAUGACAAGCAUAUAGUUCCUCGCACUUACACUCCGAGAGAAAAUGAACUAUUUUUUAACUCAAGACUAAGGUUAUUCCCCAAAAAAACUAAGGUCUAA
Molecule: messenger RNA, 708 nt
Organism: Solanum verrucosum
Lineage: Eukaryota; Viridiplantae; Streptophyta; Magnoliopsida; Solanales; Solanaceae
Exons: 1
Coding region: 1-708 (235 amino acids)
Biological process (GO): DNA integration
Molecular function (GO): nucleic acid binding
Source: RefSeq, a predicted model, not a curated record